Molecule: messenger RNA, 2006 nt
Organism: Gavia stellata (red-throated loon)
Lineage: Eukaryota; Metazoa; Chordata; Aves; Gaviiformes; Gaviidae
Gene: DCAF8
Product: DDB1 and CUL4 associated factor 8
Exons: 14
Coding region: 124-1914 (596 amino acids)
Cellular component (GO): cytoplasm; Cul4-RING E3 ubiquitin ligase complex
Molecular function (GO): protein binding
Source: RefSeq, a predicted model, not a curated record
GCGCCUGAGCGACGGCCGGGAGCUGCCGGGAGUCGGCUGCCAGCGAACCUCCAGCCCCGGCCUCGGUGCUCGCUGCCCGCGGCACUGCCACUGCCGCGCAGGGUGAGUGCUCCAGAAAACGCGAUGUCAGAUAAAGGGAGCAGCAUGGAGGGGAAGACGGACAUAGUGAAUGGCAGCUUGUCCAGCAGCCCGGAGGAGAUGUCAGCUGAAGAGGGCCGAGAAACAUCCUCUGGCAUCGAGGUGGAGGCCUCCGACCUCAGCCUGAGCCUCACGGGAGACGAUGUGGGGCCCAACCGCACCAGCACAGAGAGCCGGGACACAGACACAGAGAGCUCGGGGGAAGAGAAGGACUCUGACAGCAUGGACGACACGGGCCACUACUCCAUAAAUGAGGAGAACCGUGCUCUUGACCGGUCGCACUCAGAGGAGGAAGAGGAGGACGAUGAAGAGGAGGAGCAGCGGUCCCACCGCCGUGCCCAGCGCAAGCGUGCCAACCAUGACCAAGACUCCUCUGACGACGAGCAGGCCCUGGAGGACUGGGUGUCCUCGGAGACCACGGCGCUGCCUCAGCCCCGCUGGCAGGCAGUCCAUGCCCUCCGGGAAAGGGAGCUGGGCUCCAGCGCCCGCUUUGUCUACGAGGCCUGCGGGGCCAGGGUCUUUGUGCAACGCUUCCGCCUCCAGCACGGCCUGGAGGGCCACACGGGCUGCGUCAACACCCUGCACUUUAACCAGCGCGGCACGUGGCUGGCCAGCGGCAGCGAUGACCUCAAAGUGGUGGUGUGGGACUGGGUCAGGAGGCAGCCGGUGCUGGAGUUUGAGAGCGGCCACAAGAGCAACGUCUUCCAGGCCAAGUUCCUCCCCAACAGCGGCGACUCUACUCUGGCUAUGUGUGCUCGGGAUGGCCAGGUCCGGGUGGCCGAGCUCUCAGCCACCCAGUGCUGCAAAAACACCAAGCGCGUGGCACAGCACAAAGGAGCUUCGCACAAGCUGGCCCUAGAACCGGAUUCUCCAUGCACUUUCCUAUCAGCAGGUGAAGAUGCUGUAGUCUUCACCAUUGAUCUGAGACAAGACCGGCCUGCCUCGAAACUGGUUGUGACAAAGGAAAAGGAGAAGAAAGUGGGUCUGUAUACCAUCUACGUGAACCCAGCCAACACCUACCAGUUUGCUGUGGGAGGCAGAGAUCAGUUUGUCAGGAUUUACGACCAGCGGAAAAUAGACGAGAAUGAGAACAACGGCGUGCUAAAGAAGUUCUGCCCUCACCACUUGGUGAACAGCGAGUCCAAAGCCAACAUCACCUGUCUCGUCUACAGCCACGACGGCUCGGAGCUGUUGGCCAGCUACAACGAUGAAGACAUUUAUCUCUUCAACUCCUCUCACAGCGACGGAGCGGAGUACAUCAAGAGAUACAAGGGACAUCGCAAUAAUGCCACUGUGAAAGGCGUCAAUUUUUAUGGCCCGAAAAGCGAGUUUGUGGUGAGCGGCAGCGAUUGCGGCCACAUCUUCCUGUGGGAGAAAUCAUCCUGCCAGAUCGUGCAGUUCAUGGAGGGCGACAAGGGAGGAGUGGUGAACUGCCUGGAGCCCCAUCCCCACCUCCCCGUCCUGGCCACCAGCGGCCUUGACCACGACGUCAAGAUUUGGGCACCUACGGCAGAGAAUCCUACCGAGCUGGCCGGCCUCAAGGAGGUGAUCAAGAAGAACAAGCUGGAGCGGGACGAGGACAGCCUCCACCACACCGACAUGUUCGACAGCCACAUGCUCUGGUUCCUCAUGCACCACCUGCGACAGAGACGCCAUCACCGGCGCCGAAGAGAGCCGGGAGCGCCAGAUGGCGACUCGGACGAGUCUCCCAGCUCCUCCGACACCUCGGACGACGAGGAAGAGGGGCCGGACCGGGUGCAGUGCAUGCCGUCGUGAGCCCCCCCCAGCCUGCGGCCGGGGCGGGGAGGCUCCAGGCACACAUGGUCCCUACUAACACUUUGAGCUUUGUAUUGACUUGUUACGGACCC